AUGGCGGACGGAACCCCCGUCCCGGGGAGCCUUUACGUCUACGCUCCUAACAGAAUAGCAUCCAUCUUCUUCACCGUUGCGUUCGCUGCCUCAGCGGUCGGCCAUAUCUGGCAGUGUUAUCGCUACAAAUGCUUCAAGUUGAUCGGACUACACCCGUUCUGUGCAGUGCUGUUUACUGCCGGCUAUGCGUUGCGGGAAUACGGAGCCUUCAACUAUUUGUAUACCUCUCAGAACCUGAUCAUCUACAUCUUCAGCCAGGUCUUCAUAUUCAUGUGCCCUCCGCUUCUUGAACUCGCCAACUACCACGUCCUCGGUCGAAUAUUCUACUACGUGCCAUACUCCGCACCCCUUCCUCCGGGCAGAGUUCUAUCCACUUUCGGUGCUCUAAUGGCACUUGUCGAGACCUUGAACGCUUUAGGGGUAGCCCUCACCUCCAACCGGUCAUCGUCGCAUCAAGAAUUGGGAAGAAACUUGAUAAUAGCCGCGCUUGCGAUCCAACUCGGCGUUAUCGUGAUCUUCAUCGUCCUCGCGGCCAUUUUCCACAAGCGAUGCACUAAAGCCAAUAUACACGCUAAGGCUGUCUCGACUCCCCUGAUCACGCUGUACAUAAUCCGGCUCGAUGACCUCGAAGCACUCAUGACCCUCAGUCCCAUUUUGCGGUAUGAGUGGUUCUUCUAUGUCUUUGAGGCAACCCUCAUGCUCAUAAACUCUGUACUAUGGAAUGUAUGGAAUCCGGGCCGCUAUCUGCCCAAGAGCUACCACGUCUAUUUGGCGCAGGAUGGCAGGACUGAACUGCAAGGGCAAGACGAGGCGGAUGACCGGCCGUUGCUAGCUAAGGCCGGAUCAGUAUUAACGUUCGGCUUCCUUUUCCGCAAUAAGAAAGUAAAUCGGCAGUUUGAGGAGCUCAACGAGUACCAAGUUGCUAAUCGUCAGGCUUAG
Venustampulla echinocandica is the source of this 939-nucleotide messenger RNA. RefSeq lists its product as uncharacterized. Lineage: Eukaryota; Fungi; Ascomycota; Leotiomycetes; Helotiales; Pleuroascaceae. The transcript is spliced from 5 exons. The coding region runs from base 1 to 939 and encodes 312 amino acids. The record is from RefSeq and is a predicted model, not a curated record. Gene Ontology annotation, cellular component: membrane.